Prunus dulcis (almond) is the source of this 1047-nucleotide messenger RNA. RefSeq lists its product as uncharacterized. The transcript has a single exon. The record is from RefSeq and is a predicted model, not a curated record. Bases 1 to 1047 code for a protein of 348 amino acids. NCBI's taxonomy places the organism in Eukaryota, Viridiplantae, Streptophyta, Magnoliopsida, Rosales, Rosaceae.
AUGUUGAAUGUGAAUGAUAAGCUAGGAGGAGUUCCUGUUUGUAGAUUGAAAGGUUUUAGAAGCUGGUUUGAUUGCAAUGCUAUGAUUGAUUUGGGUUUCUCGGGCCGUAAAUUUACUUGGAAUAAUAAGAGAGUCUUUGAAAGGCUUGAUCGAGCUAUAUGUAAUUUGGAGUGGAGGCGGUUGUUUGCUGAGGCCACUGUGAGACAUCUACCAAGAACCAUGUCGGAUCAUAACCCUAUUAAGAUCUGUCUUACUUCGUGUUUUUCAGCCUCCCCUGCCUUAAGGCCCUUUAGAUUUGAAGCGAUGUGGCUUCAUCAUGAGAAGUUUAAUGAUUUUAUUUCUGAAGCUUGGGGUCCUGGUGAUGGUACAGCUGUGGAGAAGACUUUUGCCUUAAUUGAGCGUCUUAAACAUUGGAAUAUCAAUGUUUUUGGACAGCUGCGCCAAAGAAAAAGUUGGUUGUUGGCUCGAAUUGCUGGUAUCCAGAGAGCUUUAUGCAAGGGGCCUAAUAGGUUUCUUAGUAAUUUGGAAACCUCUUUGAUUGAUGAUUUUAAUAAUGUUCUUCAGCAAGAAGCUGUGUUUUGGCAACAAAAAUCCAGAAUUACUUGGCUACAAGAUGGUGAUAGAAACACCAAGUUCUUCCACACUACUACUAUCAUAAGAAGGAAAAGAAAUAAGAUUGAAAGGUUGAAGAAUGCUAAUGGUAUUUGGAUUGAGGAGGCUAACAGUUUAAAAAUCUUGGCUGUGGACCAUUUUUCCAAUCUCUUUUCUACUACUUCUCUUGGUGACUAUGUGAUUGAUCCCCCUAACCUUUUCCCCCCUGUUGAUGUGGUUGAUCUGCAUGGUUUGGUUCAACCAAUUAAUAUGACUGAGGUUAAGACUAGUCUUUUUAAUAUUGGUGGGCUUAAAGCCCCUGGUGCAGAUGGGUUCCCUGCUUGCUUUUAUCAAAGUCAGUGGAAUCAAUGUGUUGAUGAUAUUUUUCAAAUGGUGGUGAAUGCUUUUAAGGAGUGUCGAAUCCCAAAGAAGCUUAAUUAUACUCUAAUCACCUAG